Messenger RNA from Cydia fagiglandana, 869 nucleotides. It is a transcript of the gene NPF1, whose product is annotated as neuropeptide F. The record is from RefSeq and is a predicted model, not a curated record. Lineage: Eukaryota; Metazoa; Arthropoda; Insecta; Lepidoptera; Tortricidae. The transcript is spliced from 5 exons. Bases 114 to 476 code for a protein of 120 amino acids.
CUGGAGUCCCAUCGUGGCCGGCUACAUUCGAACUUGCCGCACUUUCGCGACUUCCUGUGUUCGAACUUCGAAAAGUUCCCGAUUCCGAAAGCUCGUUGGAAGACUUUGAGAACAUGCUGAAUAAGAACUUCGCCAUCGCCGUGGCCGUGAUACUGGCGUGCGUGUGCCUCGCCGAGGCGCGCGAGGAGAGUCCGCACGACAUGGCGGACGCUCUGCGCAUGCUGCAAGAGCUGGACCGCUACUACACUCAGGCUGCCAGACCCAGGAUCGACCGCCGCGACGUCGGUGGUGACCGCGUCGACCCACAUGUGAUAGACCGCGCGCUUCGCCUCCUCCAACUUCAAACCCUAGACCGUCUUUACUCCUACCACACGCGACCAAGGUUUGGGAAACGCUCCGAUUCCUUCACGAACUGGGCUAAGGAUCUUGAAAAGCCAGACAUACCCGCCUGGCUGCAAUACGCCAGAAGGAGAUGAGGAGAGCAACCGAAGCCGGGUCCUUCGCUAGAGCCGUUUCUGCAUACUGCUAAUAACAUUUAAUGAACAAUUGUUGUACCACAAUCAAUUACUUAUAAUCUAUCUCCUAUCAUUCCUGUGUACCUACCUACCAAGUAUUUAAAUGAAUACAAUAUUCCCUUGUUCCUUUUCCACGUCACAUUAAUCCUUAUUAUUAUAAUGAUAGAUUUUACACAGUAGUAAAUGUUGAAUGUAGAUAACCCAUUCUUUUCACCCAUUCCGAUUUUAUUCUUAAAUAUAUAUGUAAUUUAAGAUUAAUUAAAAGCAUUGACACAUGGAAAUUGAACCUGGAGGUAACAGGACUAUCAAUGUAACGUUAUGGAAUAAAAGCAAUUAAGAAAACGUAAUAGUUAA